Lytechinus pictus (painted urchin) is the source of this 8715-nucleotide messenger RNA. Its product is annotated as collagen alpha-1(I) chain-like. Gene Ontology annotation, biological process: extracellular matrix organization. The record is from RefSeq and is a predicted model, not a curated record. NCBI's taxonomy places the organism in Eukaryota, Metazoa, Echinodermata, Echinoidea, Temnopleuroida, Toxopneustidae. The transcript has 39 exons. Gene Ontology annotation, molecular function: extracellular matrix structural constituent conferring tensile strength; protein binding. Bases 134 to 4918 code for a protein of 1594 amino acids.
GGAUGAAGGCAAGUUGUUUGGGGAAGUCCCUGAAGCACCUGUUGGCUUCUCUGCCACACCCUACUCCACCCAAAUAUCCCUCCGUUGGGAUCCUCCUGCUAAUGGCUCCACCCCUAUCUCCCAUUAUCUCCUCAUGUACGGAGAGGGGAGAGCUUCUGAGACCAUGAUCAUAAAUUCGGACAUAAUGCAGUAUACCUUGUCUGAUCUCAGACCUGGAACAGACUACGUCCUCUCACUCAGGGCUGCCAACGAGUUUGGAUCCAGCAACGUGUCGCUAUACUUGGUGGUCUACACUAAAAAUCCCAGUGACCCAUCCAAUGUGUUAAGUCAAGAUAUACUUCAGGUCAUUGGCCAUCCCCUCCCAAAUGGAGUGACUUUUACAGAAGGUUUGACUGGAGCUGCUUUCAAGUUUGAAGGAGAUUCCAAUGCAGGUCGACAUGCUGAGAUCAUCCUACCAACAGACUUCUCUGCCAACUUUCCUGAGUUCUCUAUCCUGAUGCUGCUACGCCCCUACAGUGGUAGCAGGGGUACAGUCUUUGGGGUGACAGACCCCUAUCAUCAGACCAUCAUCCUCAGUGUAAACAUCACAGGCAUAUCAAUAGAAGACAUGAGGAUAAGCCUCAUUCUUACAAACAUAGACUAUACAAGUGAAUCAACAGAGGUAGCAGCUUUCCUUGUGCCUUCCUUCACCAACCAUUGGACACAACUAGCAUUAAGUGUCAGGGACAACCAGGUGACUUUAUUCCUUGAUUGUCAAGAACUUGGUACACAGACGUUUGAUAAAGAUCCUGGAUGGCAUAUCAGGAUACCACCGAUGGCUCCCCUGUUCAUUGGACAUCUUGGGACAGUAGGAGAAGAUGUGCAAUAUCGGGGUGACAUCCAACAGAUUUCUAUCACCAACAGUGCCGACUCUGCAGAGGAGCAUUGUCCAAUUGAUGCAAUCUCGGGCAGCGGUUCUAUGGCACUCAGACAAAGUGCCGGAGAGGAUUGGGCCUUCGUAUUUUCAGGAAGUGGGGAUGAUGACAUACCAGGGAUGCCAGUCACAUACUCUACACAGUAUGAAUCUGAGACUCCAUCAACUCCUUCAAAUAAUGCAGGGCUACCAGCCAGUGUUCAACCUCCAUUGGAGCAGGUUGCGACCAUCCUACCAAAGGUUUCCCCUACCACACCCACUGUUCCGGCCACGCCCUCAUCACAACCAGCCGUUGUUGUACCUCCUGGAUCAGCAAUGAAAGGACAGAAAGGAGAAGUGGGCUGGCCAGGAAUCAACGGUAUCCAUGGAAACCCAGGCGUCCCAGGGCCACGUGGUUUUAAUGGUAACCCAGGACCACAGGGGCCAGAGGGACCAAUAGGGCCCAAGGGAGAGAAAGGUGACUUUGGAGAUGCUGGUCCUACGGGAUCUGUUGGUGAGGAGGGGUUACCGGGCGUGGCUGGUCCUCCUGGUGACCCAGGCAUCAAGGGAGAGAAUGGUGUUCAAGGAAUGGCAGGGCAGAAAGGAGAAAAGGGAGAGCCUGGAAUAGGUGUCCCGGGUUCUCCUGGUGCUGUACCAACCCUCAGUCUUGAAGAAAUGAUGCUUCUUAAAGGUGAAAAGGGAGAUGAAGGGUUAAUGGGUCCAUCAGGUGCACAGGGUGUUGGGGGAUCACAAGGAAUAAAAGGAGAUACUGGUGAACCAGGGCCACAAGGGCAAAAAGGAAAUAAGGGUGAAGUAGGUGUAGGUUUGAUUGGAAUGCAAGGUAAACCUGGUAAAGAAGGACCAAAAGGAGAGCCUGGACCAAGAGGGCCACCGGGAACUUCAUCUCUUGAUAGUUUUAUAGAGGGAUCUGGACUGGAGAUGAUUGCUGGGCCACCUGGUUUGCCUGGUUCUCCUGGCCGUCCUGGUGCUAUGGGACCCCGUGGACCCGAAGGUGCACCGGGUAUAGUGGGAGUUCCUGGUAUGGAUGGUGCACCAGGAAAACCUGGACCUCCAGGUCUAGAUGGAAGACCUGGACCUAAGGGAGAAUCUGGUGGUCUCACUGAGGAGAUCAUGGAUGAGAUAGCUAACUUGACUGCUGAGUUUGAGAUGGAGGGAUUGCCAGGAAUGGAUGGCUUUAAUGGUUCAAGAGGUCCUCCAGGUCUACCGGGUGUUAUGGGUCCUAAAGGAGAUCCUGGAAUGGAUGGACAAAGAGGAAUGAAAGGUGAAAGGGGACCAUCUGGUCCACUUGGAGUUGAAGGAGCAGAGGGAUUGAAGGGUGAACCUGGUCAGAAUGGUAUACCAGGUGUACCGGGCAUUGCUGGGAUACCAGGAGAACCAGGACAGAAUGGAGCCAGGGGUCCACCAGGACCAGCAGGACCCCCUGGACCUCCAGGAGCAUCUCCCCUUCUACCUCCAGGCUUCCCAUGGAGCAAUACAGCUCUGAAUCAAGACCAAGAAGGAAGUGCUGAUGGAAGUGGAGCAUGGAGUGGAACUCUACCACCUUACAUGGUUGGAGAUCCUGGUCCGCAAGGUCUCCCUGGACCAGAGGGAAUGCAGGGAGAACCAGGACUAGUAGGAGAACCAGGAAUCCCAGGAGAGCCAGGAACACCAGGGAUGCCUGGUCCUAUUGGAGAGAGGGGAGAGAGAGGGUUACAAGGACCAAUGGGAUUGCAGGGAGAUAAUGGUACAGAUGGAUCACCAGGACUUAAGGGUGAUACUGGAGUUGCUGGACCUCCUGGUCUGCCAGGAAGAGAUGGUGUACCAGGACCACAUGGUGUAGGUGUCCAAGGUCCACCAGGAGAUAGUGGUCUUCCAGGACCAAGAGGAAUCCAAGGAUUGAAAGGAGAUCCAGGGGAACAAGGACCACCUUGUGAAAUACCUCCAGAAAUACUUGCCUUGUCUGAGCGCUAUGCUGGAAUGGGUUCAGGAGACAUGGGUGGAGGCAUGAUCACCAGGGCGCCACAAGAAUUAUCUGGUAUAAAAGGAGAUAAGGGUGAUAUAGGAUUUGAUGGUGUACCUGGUAUGGAUGGUCAGAAGGGAGUUAAAGGUUAUCCUGGUCCUAGAGGACCGGUUGGUGUAGGAGGACCUAAAGGAGAUAAUGGAACCAAAGGAGACAAAGGUGAGAUAGGAUCAGACGGUUACCCAGGACCAAGAGGAGUUAAAGGAGAUAAGGGUGAUAUGUUUGUCCCAACUGAAGAAGAGAUGCUAAUGUUGAAAGGUGAUGGGGGAGAGAAAGGAAAAAGAGGAAAGAAAGGACUUAAAGGCCAGUUUGGUAUCCCAGGAAGACCUGGUCGACCAGGUGAACCAGGCAUACAGGGAGAAAUAGGACCAGAGGGACCCCAAGGACUACAAGGUCCACAAGGUCCAUCUGGAGAUGGUAACUGUGCAUGUGAUCCUACCAACUUCCCUCCUUCAUUCUUUCCUCCUGGAGAGAAAGGAUCUAAAGGAGAUCCUGGUUCUCCUGGUCCUUUGGGACCUGAUGGUGUGCCUGGAGCUCCAGGUUUACCAGGUGUUCAAGGAUUAAGAGGAUUACAAGGUUAUAAAGGAGAUCAAGGUGAUGGUGGGCUGGAAGGAAGACCGGGGGCUCCAGGGGUACCAGGAGUGCCUGGGGUAGCUGGAACUAAAGGAGAAAAGGGUGAUCCAGGUGAUUUCUAUGUGAAUGAUGAGGUAUUUAUAGGACCACCAGGUGAACCUGGUCCACCAGGCAGAGAUGGUCAACCAGGAGAGAGUAUCAAGGGUGACCCUGGUGAACCAGGCCAUGGUUAUGAAGGUCAACCUGGUAGAGAUGGACGUGAUGGUUCACAAGGUCCUCCUGGACCUGAAGGACCUCCAGGACCACCGGGUGAACCAGGUUACUAUGUGGGUAACGGCAAUGGUGUCAGGGGACCAAAGGGUGAGCCGGGAUCCCCAGGAGAGCCAGGUAGGAUGGGUCUACCAGGUUCCCCAGGGUUUGAUGGAAGACCAGGAUCUAGGGGUCCACAUGGACCUCAAGGAUCUACUGGUUAUGGAGAACCUGGACCUCCUGGUGAGCCAGGACCACCGGGUGUACCUGGAAGCAGUACUGGUGGUGAUGGGCAUGGUGGUGUGCAGAUGGCCAAGUUUAAUAGUAUCCAGGAUAUGUUGAAUGGCAUGAGAGCAUUGGAGGUUGGGACUCUGGCCUUCAUCAUACGGGUCCAGGAACUCUAUAUCAGGGUUGAAACUGGCAUGCAGCAAGUACUGCUGGGAGCUACCUUUACCUUACCACCAACCUCUGAACCACGCCCGCAACCACGCCCUCAACCAUCCAUUACAUCGAGAACUACUACAUUAACACCUACCACCACUCUUGCCCCUUUUGUGGAACCAACAGAGCCCCCUCAACUACCAGGACCAGGACUUACAGAUAGACCUGAGAUCGAGCUACCUGGACCAGAAAUACCUGUAGCAGAUCAACCUAUGCUUUACAUGUAUGCUCUGAAUACACCUCACAUGGGUUAUAUGAUUGGAGGCAUUAGUGGUGCGGACUUUAAGUGUUGGCAACAAGCGAGGGCAGCAGGACUAAAAGGAACCUAUCGAGCAUUCCUUUCAUCCCCUCUACAAGAUAUCAAAACCAUAGUUAGGAAACAGGAUCAAGGCCUACCCAUCGCUAAUGCCAAGCAAGAAGUUUUGUUUGAUUCAUGGAAUGAACUCUUUAAAGAUGAGGAAGGAGCUCCAUUCCAAGAUAGCUUCCACAUAUAUUCAUUUGAUGGUAAAGAUGUCAUGACAGAUGAUACAUGGCCUGACAAGUACAUCUGGCAUGGAUCCUAUGCCAACGGGGAAAGAAUGUCUGAGAGCUUCUGUGAAGCAUGGAGGGCAGAAAAUCAUUUUGCUCAUGGCCAAGCUAGUCUGUUAUCUGAUCAUAAACUAUUAGGACAAACUGAGUUCCAAUGUAAUAAUGCCUUUGCUGUUCUAUGUGUGCAGACUGCUCAGCUGAAUGCAAGGAAGUAAUAUACCAUUUUCUUUCCAGCAAAAAAGUUCUUUAAAAUGUAUCUAUUCAUUGAAUCUCUUUGAAUAAAGAUGCUUAGAGAUGUUAUUGUAUUUCCUGUAAGUGAAUUGGUGAUCGAUGAUGUAUUCAAGGAUGUGUAAUGAAGAUAUCAGCAGUUAAUAGAGAUGUCCUUUAUUGUCCAAUUUAAUCAGUUUCCUUGCCCCAUUUGAGCAAAUUCUUCACAGUCAAUCUUCUUCAGCUAGACAGUCUAUGGAGUGUAAAUAUAUGAAGAACAAAGUCUUUUACUCAAAGUAAUUUUAAUAACACGCUUUGAAAUCUCUUGAUAUUUCUUUGAUAUUCCUAUGAUAAAACUUUAUGAAUACAGCCAAUUUUUUCUUUAACAGGAUGGGUUGAUGACUUUUUUACGAUGUGGAUGUAAACAGGAAGAAUUUAGUGUGAAAUAAUGUAUAUUUCUUGGAGUUAAGCUCAAACUUGAUGUACCGUACUGGGCAAGUACUUGCUAGAGUAUAAAGUGUAAAUAAUUAUUUAUGUCGCGACAAAAAAAUAUUUUAUGACAAUGAGGAAGAUUUGUUAUGAAUAGGACAAGUGGUUAUAUCUUAGGAAAAUCAUCCAGAAAUUGAUGAUUUUAAGAAUCCUUCCAAUUGGGCCUUAGAUUGUCUUCCAUGUAGGUUUGUAUUUAAUAUGAAGGUGGAUGCCGCUAAUAGUAUACAGUGCCAGUUUUUAAGUUGAAAAUUGAAAUCUAAUACACUUCCUGGUUUAGUAUUCUAAAAGUCAUAUCAAUAUUAUGAGAUGACAAUACUUUAGUUCAUUAGAAAACAUUUCAAUGUGGAAAAGUAGAAAAGGAUUUUUUUUUUCUCAGUGUGUGUUUUGCAAGGUUCAUAUACUAAAGGCAGCACAACCAAAAACAUUUUGAUAAGUAUGACAUUAUCUUGAUUUUUUAUACAGUCCUUUUACUGAGGUUUAUUAUCUAUCACUUUCAUCCUGUCCGAGUUUAGAUUAUGCAAUUAUUAUUCUUUAAAAAAAAAAUUCUUCAUUAUUUUUUUAUUGUAUAUGGUUAUCAAUAAGUUAAGAAAACUCACAAGAAAAAUGAAUUCAGACGGAAGUACAAAAAUGGAACUAUUAUUCACCCGACAGGUUGGGGCAAAUAACUUAUUUUUCUCCCUUAUUUGCUCAUACAGGUAGGCUCAAAAGUUAGUGAACCCCACUACAAAAUGCACUCCAUACUGAGUUUUGAAUGUAGGCAACAACACUACAAUGUUUGGGGAGCCAAGAGAAACAAACUUUAUUGAACACUUUAAAUAUGUUCAUUUUCUGGAGGGUUUCACUAACUUCUGAGCAUGUAUUCUAUACUUCAGACCAAAAUCCCUUGUCAUGGAUUUUUUUAAGUUGGUUGAUUUUGUCCUCACUUUUUUUUAACUCAUCAAAGAGAUGUGUGAUGAAGAAUUGUUCUAUUGUAAAGCAGUAUCACACUGGUCAUAGUAUACUCAGGGGGGGACAGAAAUGGAGAAGAUUUGAACUCAUCUAUGAAAUUGUCUUUCCUAGUAACGUUUAUGUAAAAUGUUUCCUAUUUCAAACUGUUUAUAUUUAUCUCUAUGAUGAUCAAUUGAAGAAAUCAAUAGUAUCUGUGGUAUUUUUGUACAGACUAGUUAGGCAUUAUUUUUCUUAUACAUGUACUAUUCUUAUAAUCAGUGAAAAUGAGAUAUGGUUCUAAAUUAUGAUGUAUUUACUAAAAAUUUGCAAAGUUUUAAUAACUUUUUACUAGUUACUUGAAAGAUCAUGUCAAAGCAAUUAGUAUUAAUUUUUGAAAGCAGGUUUCAUUAAUUUGAGCUUUUUAUAUGUACUAAUUUGCUUUCUUGUAGGAUUCAAGAUGAACUUGCUUUUUAGGAAAAUCUGUGGAUCUUAUUUUACCUCAGUAUGUGAAAUUUACACAUACCGUGCCAAAUCUAACUAAUUUUGGUGCUAAUUUCAUAUUGCAAAGAUAAAAAAUGCAUAGCUUGUCAAGAAAUAUAUAGUAAUGAGAAAGUGAAUACUACUUGCUUUUAAAGAUUGUCUCUGUAAAUAAUUUGACUAUUUUACACCAAUUCCCCUUUUUAAUUGUAGUUUUGCUACUAUGUAGAUAUCUGGAUAUGAAAUGUUGCUGUAGGUAUUAAACACAAUUUUGAAAGUCAAAAGCUAAUCUGGUGCUAUAUUUAUAUUGAAAUUACAAAUAUUUGUGCUCAAACAUUUAUUUCUAGCUUUUGUUUCAUUUUACCCCUUUUUAUCAACUUGCAUAUUCAUUUAUAAAAGUACAUGUAGUUUUCGUACAUGUAUGAGUAGUGUAAACUCGCCUGCUUCCUGCCUUGUACUAGUUGGUAGGCAAGUAGUCAAGCAAUUCAUGGAAAUACAAUCUUUCAAACUCAAAUGUGUAAGGCAAUUAUGAUUAUUUGCAAGUUGGGGGGGAACAUAAACAAAAGAAAUAUCAUUGUUUUGCCUCCUGUAAAAGGACUGAAAUUACCCUUACUCUUUUCAAGCCACAGUUCGAUGUUGUUUUACCAUUGUCUUUAUCGACUCCUGUAUAUUUAUCUCAGGCACAAAAGAAAUAUGCUGCAUUUAACACUCACUACUCAGUUGCAAUCUUGGUGAUUUUGCAAAGCUGAUGGAAAAUCCUACUUUAUUCCUUGACAUUUUUAUAUUGUUUUUAGGCUAUUUCAAUACUGCAUUCAUAGAUAUAAGCCAAUAAAAUGUAUUAUUUUGGCACCAAAGCUUUGCCUUUAGAAAUGAGUCUGUAACAAUUUUGCUUUUGCUGCAUUAAGCAAUAAGGCUAUCAUUGGGAAAUCUUAGGAACUAUUUGAGAUUGACAGACUUUUCAUGAAUUAUUUUAUGCAAAGACAUGGCAGGCUUUGUUCUCCCCCCCCCCCUUUUGUUUAGAACAUUUCUUUUCACCUCAUCUCGCGAAUAAAAUUGUUGGAUGCUAGGCUUUUAGUUUAUUGUUUUGUUAAAAGUAUUUUGUACAAAUCAUGCUUGCCAGGUGCCUAGGCUUACUCUACAAUUUUGUUUUUUUAUACAACUCAUUAGUGCCGUUUAUGUUUGAAUGUAAAUGAGUUUUUUUAUUUGUUAUGUUCGUAUCUUAUUUAUGAAACAUUUAGGAAUUUUGUAGAUAUUUGUUUUAUCAAUAAUGUCAAGAUUUAAUUUGCAGAUGAUCUUUUGACCAUUUAUCCCUACGGAGUCAGUAUGAUUUUCAGAUUACAUUUAAAUCAAGUAGAAGUCCCAAACGAUUAUUAUUUGUUUGGCGUCACCUGUGUCUGGGAGGCGAAAAGCAAACUAUCACCAUGACCCGUAGGUCUCUCCUCCCGAUAUAACUGAUUGGUGGAGUGCAGGUGGACCACUACACCUGGGUUUCCCCCUACUCAUAUACGAAUAGUGAAGUGGGUUCUUAACGUGCAAAGGUGGUGACUCUACUCUACACGGGGCCUCCAUAUAAUUGAGCAUCUUAUCCCAUGAUCCAGUAUAUCAUUUCUAAAAACAAAUUUAAGCAAGGAACCAUAGCCACAUUCUAUAUACCAAUCUGUCUUGUUCAAAUGUCCACAAAGUGUGAUGUAAUGAAUGGGAAAUCUAUGUUAAAUUUGAAUGUUUGAAAAUAAUCAUGUAUAUCAUUGUAUGGGUCUAUGAUUAAGUUAAUAAAACUUGUUGAAUUAUGAUUGGUCUCCAAAGCUAAUCUUACGUCAUUUUUUACGGUCCCAAUGAAGUCACAUUUCUGGAUUCUGGUUACAAAUGUUUGUAAUCAAAACCUAUGCAAUAAAACAUACGUUUACAAAGAAAA